AUGUCUGUCAUACGUCUGAUCGGAAGCAGGAUACGGGCUAAUAAAAUGUAUAAGCGGAUGACUUUUCGAUAUUUAGUGGUGGCGAUUAUCAUCUACGUGUUUGUGACAAUACUUUACUACCAGGACUCGCUUCCGGAUAGCAUUGUAUCCAACGGAAGAAAAGUUUGGACAUCUGGUCCCCUGGAAUUCAGUCCAGAUCGAUAUUAUUUCAAACUGUUUGAUGCUCUGAGUAAAUACGAACCGCUUCCUCGACCCGAUAUCAAGGAAAUGAGGGGCGAGGCAGGAUGUCAUGAAGGUGACAUUUCAGGCGCAUCCAGCGAGGAAGUGUUAAGAAAAGCAUCUUACCAAAAUUUGGAUAGUUGCAUGCAUCCGCCAAAUGAGCUGCUGGAUGACUUGAAGAAAAAGCACACACAGUUUGUGGAGAAGAUGCAUUUGAAUUUACAAGUGUCCCCAGAGGACGUUAAAAAGCUAUGGCCAAACGAGAGAGGUAUUGUCACCAUCGGUGGGGGGAGAUUCUCCGUUAUCUCAAUUUCAAUGUUGGAGACCCUGAGAGAAAUGAAUUCUACGUUACCUGUAGAAGUGAUAGUACCACCGGAAGAUGAAGGUGAUGAUGAUUACUGUGAUAACGUACUGCCGAAAUUGAAUGCCAAGUGCGUUUUUUUUUCAGAUGUUUUACCGCAAGACUUGAUCAGUAAAUUAAAAAUUGAGAGAUAUCAAUAUAAAUUGAUUGGGCUUUUGAUAUCAAGUUUUCGCGAGGUUUUAUUCUUAGAUGCGGACAGUUUGCCAUUAGAAAAUAUUGAUCGUGUGUUUGAUAAGCCGUUGUUUAAAGAGAAGGGAUUGAUUCUAUGGCCGGAUAUGUGGAGACGUGCGACUACUCCAGCAUUUUAUAAGGUUGCCGGGAUUGAAUAUGAUUUAUCCACCAGAGUAAGAUACAUGGGUGAUGAUAUUUCACCUAUUUCAAGAUACGAGGAUACAUCUUCCAAGCCGGAUUACAAAACUGAAGUACCCAUGCACGAUCUAGAAGGUUUUAUACCUGACCUAAGUUCCGAAUCUGGUCAACUGCUGAUGAAUAAAGUUGAACAUCUGUCAACAUUGAUCUUAGCGACCUACUACAAUGUUCAUUCUCGUUGGUACUACAGAAUGCUGUCGCAAGGUACCUCGGGUGAAGGCGAUAAAGAGACUUUCGUUGCAGCUGCGUAUGCCUUGAACAUGACAUAUUACCAAGUAAAAACAAAACUGACGCUCGACGGCUAUAGAGACCACAAUGCGGACUACCAUGGUAUUUCGUUAUAUCAACAUAACUUUCAGCAGGACUAUGAUCAAUACCAAAGGGCCAAGCGGUAUGUCGAAGAGAACUUGGAAGAGUUUUCUGUGUACAAUCCCAAGUACUCUUACAACUCCGAUUUCAUGGACUCUUUAAUGAAGCCAACUAAGGGUAAUAACGUUGGUGUAAUGUUCGCUCAUAUAAGCUACCACAAGUUUGAUCCGUAUGAAAUGGCCACCGAAGAUAUUCACAUGAACAAGGAUAGAGAACAUUUCAGAGCAUUCACACGCUACGAUGUUUUGAAAGGCUUUGAUCUGGAGCUGUUCAAUUAUAAAGCCUACCAAAGGUACUUGUGCAGCCCAGAUUCGCUGCCAAUCGAUUUCAAAUAUUAUCGUGAAAAGUUUAAUAAUGAAGAACGGAAUAACAUGUGCAAGUAUCUUGAUGAUCGUGUCGAAUUCCUCAACCAAACUCAUCAGGAAUAUCUAGGUAAUAGCUAG
Messenger RNA from Zygotorulaspora mrakii, 1761 nucleotides. It is a transcript of the gene MNN5, whose product is annotated as alpha-1,2-mannosyltransferase MNN5. Gene Ontology annotation, cellular component: Golgi apparatus. The transcript has a single exon. The record is from RefSeq and is a predicted model, not a curated record. Bases 1 to 1761 code for a protein of 586 amino acids. Gene Ontology annotation, molecular function: alpha-1,2-mannosyltransferase activity. Lineage: Eukaryota; Fungi; Ascomycota; Saccharomycetes; Saccharomycetales; Saccharomycetaceae. Gene Ontology annotation, biological process: mannan biosynthetic process.